AUGGAAGCUUUAAAUGCUACUUAUGAUAACUAUAUUCUACCGGUCAACAGCCAAGAAUAUUGGAAAAUUACAGAGCAUCCUAAGCCAGAACUAACAAAGUUGAAAAGACCUAUCGGUAAACCAAAGAAGCAUAGAAGGAAAGAUGAAAUUUUAGAAGAUAUGCCAGGGAGAGGAACACGUAAGGUUAAAAGAAGAUAUGAAGUGAUUUUCUCAAAGUGUGGUGAAUCUGGUCAUUAUAAAAAGACAUGCAAGGGACCUCCAAAACCAGGAUAUGUGAAAAAGAACAAAAAGCUGGAAUCACCACAACCACCAGUUGUAAGGCCUACUCCUGUUAGGCCAUCGCCACCUCCUGUUACGCCAUCACCUCCUCUAGUUAGGCUACCAACACCGUCUUUCAUUACACGUCCUUCAACAGUUGAAACUCCAUCGAUCCGACCACCAACACCUCAAUUUCUCUUUCCAUGA
This is a messenger RNA of Vicia villosa (hairy vetch), 465 nucleotides long. RefSeq lists its product as uncharacterized. The record is from RefSeq and is a predicted model, not a curated record. Lineage: Eukaryota; Viridiplantae; Streptophyta; Magnoliopsida; Fabales; Fabaceae. The transcript has 2 exons. Bases 1 to 465 code for a protein of 154 amino acids.